This is a messenger RNA of Vairimorpha ceranae, 585 nucleotides long. RefSeq names its product 60s ribosomal protein l18. NCBI's taxonomy places the organism in Eukaryota, Fungi, Microsporidia, Nosematidae. The record is from RefSeq and is a predicted model, not a curated record. Bases 1 to 585 code for a protein of 194 amino acids. Gene Ontology annotation, cellular component: cytosolic large ribosomal subunit; ribosome. Gene Ontology annotation, biological process: translation. The transcript has a single exon. Gene Ontology annotation, molecular function: RNA binding; structural constituent of ribosome.
AUGGUAGUAAAAUUUUCAAAAAAAGUUAUACCGAAAUCUACUAUAAUUAAACGAAAAACUGUCAGAUCACCCAACCCUUUAUUGCAAUCCUUGGCAGAUUUUUACAUAAAGGUGGCAAAGAAUUGUUCAUUUGAUGAUAUUAAAAGAAUUGCUAAGCGUCUUACUAUGUCAAAUAAAGAUCGACCAGUGGUUCGUGUUUCCGAGAUUGUAAAAGCAUUAGACAAUGACACAGAUAAAGUGGCUGUUGUUGUAGCUAAAGUGUUAGAUGAUGAAAGGUUAGUUACCUUACCUCCCAUGAGAAUUGUUGCUUUAGAUUGGUCUAAGUCCGCCCAAGAGAAGGUUGAAAGGGGCAAUGGAUCUUUUUUUACUUUAGAUCAAUUGUUCAAAAUAUGCACCGAUCUUAAUAAUAUUGUGUUAGUACAGGGAGAUAGAAUGAAAAGAAAAAGUGCGAAAUUUUGGGGUAAAUCGCCUGGACAGAAAGGUUCUUCUACAUUACCUAGGGCUAAUAAGAAACAACGUGGUGGUGAAAAGAGAAUACGCAUGAAAGGUAGAAAGACGGCUACUAAAAAGUCAACAAGCGAUUAA